CACGCAACAGGAAAGCCUAAGCCGACACCAUGCCUAUCUAUCUAUCAAUGCAACGUGUGCGCUUCUCCAGCCCGGAUGCCUACGAGAAAUUCAAGGUCCUUUUCGCCGACAGUCGUCGCCACCUCAUGCAACUCCCCGGGUUUCUGCAUCUGACCUGGUGGGAACACCCCGAGGAUAAAAAUUGGUACAACGAGUGCAGUUUUUGGACCAGCCGGGGCGCCCUUUACGACUGGCACAAGGACACUUACCACAAGUACUGCAAAGCCUGGGCCGCCAAUGGAGCGAUCAUUGAAGACAUCAUCACCAAUUUCGAAUUGGUCGGCACGCGACUGCUCCGCAUUUGUCCUGUCUGCAACAAGUUGCAGGACAAGAAGUACGAUCUGAACCAGGAGCAGGCCGUUCUCAAGGAACAAUAUCCCCAAUGUGGCUUUCACUUUCCCUCUAUGGAGGAGACGCCGUCGAGCUUUGCUGUCUUCAAGGACGCAGUGAUGCCACCGGCGAAGGAUCCCGAGCAAAAUGGAGAGGCCAACGGCGAGGCCGAGGCGAGUGGUAAGGCGGACGGUAAGGAGGAUGUCGUGGCGGAGGUGAGCGUGGGUAUGGACGCGGGGAAGUGCCCAGUAUAAUGAUCGUAGCUAUCGUCUGAGAUCGAUGUGCCUCACGAAGUCAUUGAAUGGAAGCAGGAAGUGUCGUUAAGAGACGGGUGUAGAUGGCCUGAGUACGUGGGGUACAUUGUGAUCAGAACGCCAGAUGUAACGAGUAAUGCACACUGUUUGACACCUACCAAAAAACCUUGCGUGCUUUUCGACAUAGUGGUCGAUGUACUGAGUCGGUU
Messenger RNA from Exophiala viscosa, 832 nucleotides. RefSeq lists its product as uncharacterized. The transcript has a single exon. The record is from RefSeq and is a predicted model, not a curated record. NCBI's taxonomy places the organism in Eukaryota, Fungi, Ascomycota, Eurotiomycetes, Chaetothyriales, Herpotrichiellaceae. Bases 30 to 623 code for a protein of 197 amino acids.